Messenger RNA from Emys orbicularis (European pond turtle), 1272 nucleotides. RefSeq names its product caveolae associated protein 2 (gene CAVIN2). The record is from RefSeq and is a predicted model, not a curated record. Gene Ontology annotation, cellular component: caveola; cytoplasm. Gene Ontology annotation, molecular function: protein kinase C binding. Bases 1 to 1272 code for a protein of 423 amino acids. Lineage: Eukaryota; Metazoa; Chordata; Testudines; Emydidae. The transcript is spliced from 2 exons.
AUGGGAGAGGAUGGGGUGCAGGCCGAGCGGAGCGGCGCCCACGCUCCGCCGAGCCCCGAGGAGCAGCUGGAGCAGAGCCCCAGCCCGGAGCCCUCGGGCAGCCCCAGCCCGCUGCCUGCAGCGCCGGGAGAGGCGAUCCGGGACGGCUCGCAGGUGAACGCCAUCACCGUGCUCACCCUGCUGGACAAGCUGGUGAACAUGCUGGACUCUGUGCAGGAGAAGCAGCUCAAGAUGGAGCAGCGGCAGAUCGAGCUGGAGGGCUCGGUGAAGGGCAUCCAGGGCGACCUGAGCAAGCUGUGCAAGCACCACACCUCCACCAGCAACGCGGUCAGCAAGCUGCUGGAGAAGUCGCGCAAGGUCAGCGCGCACACCCGCGAGGUGCGGGAGCGCAUGGAGCGCCAGUGCGCGCAGGUCAAGCGGCUGGAGAACAACCACGCGCAGCUGCUACGCCGCAACCACUUCAAGGUGCUCAUCUUCCAGGAGGAAAAUGAGAUUCCUGCCAACGUGUUUGUGAAAGAACCCGUUCCCAGUAUUACAGAAGGAAAGGAAGAGUCUGUGGAUGAGAACAAAACUCUGGAAGAAACCUUGCAUACGGUGGAGCUGUCAUCCGAUGAUGAAAUGCCUCAUGACGAAGAUGGUCUGGAUGACAGCGUAGAGGAAAAAAUGGGAGAAUCAAGAGCUGAGAAGAUAAAAAGAUCAAGCCUCAAGAAAGUGGACAGCCUCAAGAAAGCAUUUUCUCGCCAAAAUAUUGAGAAAAAGAUGAACAAGAUCAGCACAAAAAUUGUCUCAGUUGAACGACGGGAGAAGAUUAAGAAAUCGCUCACUCCACAUCAUCAGAAAUCCUCCUCCUCAAAAAGCUCCUCUUUCAAAGUGUCUCCCCUCACAUUGAACGUGAAGAAAGUCCAUGAAGGAGAGACCCCUGCUGAAAAUGAGGACAAACCAACAGAAACUACAAGCAGUGAGCAGGCAGCGAAUGAGGAGGAGACCUCAUUUACUGAGGGGCUCUUGGAUAUCACACCUCCAACUUCUCUAAUUGAGGAAGGCAAAGCAAUAGCUGAUUCUCUGGAGAAAGAAAGCAGAGAAGGGGACGUGAUGAUAAACAGCAACAUUGAGCUCUCAAUUGUUGAAGAUGAUGAAGAAUAUGGGACAGCACUAGAAGUUUCUAGCCAGAGACUGUAUGAUGAAAUAAACAAACCAACCAGUGGGGAAACAGAACAAUCUGAUGAAGAAUCAACUCAAGCAGCUGUUCUCCAGAUAGACCAAACUGCAUAA